AUGCUUAGCGAGGAGCCUCAUUCAAGGCCCUAUGAGUUUUUAACGGCAGCAGCUCCCAGCAGCAGCAGCAGCAGCAGCAGCAGCGGCAACUGCGAAGCGCGCAGCGAUGAACGCCGCAGCAGCAAGGGCCUGCAGCACAGCCGCAGGCGCAGCAGCAGCAGGCGCAGCAGCAGCAGCAGCAGCAGCAGCCGUGUCACAAUGGAGGGUAGCCCUCGCAAGGGCUCUCCUCUGCUGCGGCUGCCGAGGCGUGGGAAGCGCAGCAAACGCAGCAGCAGCAGCAGCAGCAGCAGCAGCGAAGGAGACACUACCGACAGCAGCAGCAGCAGCUGCAGCAGCAGCCCAGCCCGCAAACUUCAAAGCAGCACCAAUCCCACGCGAGGGGCCCCCAGAAGCAAAAGGGGGGCCCCUGCUGCUGCAGGGGGGCCCCCCAAGAAGGCUGCAGCAGGUGGGGGCCCCCCCCAGCUGCUUCGAGGGGCCCCCAGCGUGUCUGCUGCAGCAGCAAGAUUUGAGUGCUUCUUUUAUGAGCCCCUAGCAGCAGGAGCGAAGGCGGUGGUUGCUGCUGCUGCUGCUGCACCUGCUGCUGCGCUGCAGCUGGCAGCAGCAGCUGCUGCGCCCUUCGUCUCAGGCCUGCUGCAGCAAGAAGCAGCAGCAGCAGCAGAACUCGGGGAGGCCGUUGCUGCGCUGCCGUUGGCUGAAGCUCUGGAGACGUGCUUUUGUGGCACAGCAACAGCAACAGCAGCAGCAGCAGCAGCAGCAACUGCAACAGCAGCAGCAGCAGCAGCAGAAGACGAUGAGUCGCCGUCUGCUGCUGGCGAAGCACCUUCGCUAGAGCGUUUGGCGGACUUGCUGCUGCUGCUGUCGGCAGCAGACUGCAGCCAGCAGCGUCAGGGGUGGGAGAACAUCCGCGAAGCAGUUGCUGCUGCAGCAGCAGCAGCAGCAGCUGCUGCUGCUGCUGCUGCUGCGCCUGAAGCAGCAGCGCCCCCGGGGGCCUGGCGGGUCGUUUCUGCUGCUCUCGGGCUUUGCAUGCAGCGCGGAGGUCUUGGGGGGAAGUACGCAGCCAUAGCCUACUUAAGGUUUCUGGGGCUGCAAAUUAAUGACCGGCAAGAGGCGCAGCAGCCUGAGCUCGAGGGGCAUCUGCUGCAGCUGGUGCUGCGGCAGCUGCAGCAACCUCUGCAGGGGAGGGCCAUUCCUUGGCAGCAGCAGCUGCAGCAGCAGCUGCCGCAGCAGCAGCAGCUGCAGCAGCAGCAGCAGCUGGAACAGCAGCAGCAGCUGCAGCAGGCGGAGCGGGUGCGGCUGGCUGGCUGGCUGCAGCAGCAAGAGCCCCCUUCCCUUGCGGCGAUUGUGUCGCUGCAUCUGGCUUUGCUGCUGCAGCAGCUGCAGCAGCAAAGUCUGUCUUGCAGCAGCAACAGAGAGGCCCUUCGGCUGCUGCUGCGGCAUGCAAUGGAAUUCAUGGGAAAGACUCAGGGGGAGGUUCUGCUGCUGCUGCCGCUGCUGCUGCUGCUUCGCGUCAAGGAGCUGCGUACGAGGCACUUGCAGCAGCAGCAGCAGCAGCAACAACAGCAACCGAUGCAGCAGCAGCAGCAGCAGCAGCUGACUCCAGAGGCAACCGUACUAGCUGAGCCAGCUUCUGCAGCAGAAGAACAAUGGCAACACGAGCUGCCCAUGCCCCAGCAUGAGCAGCAGCAGCAACAGCAGCAGCAGCAGCAGCAGCAGCCUCUAUUUCUGCUGCCCCUCUACCAAGGAGGACCUAAUGUAGAUUGCCUUGCUGCAGCAGCAAGCGAUGUGCUGCUGUCAGUGCUGCCGCGGCUCCUCCAAGAGCACCAGCAGCAGCAGCUUGACGCAAGUGCAGCAGCAGCAGAUGGAGCAGCAGCAGCUGCUGCAUCAUCUUAUGGGGCCAGCGAGCAGCGGCAGCAGCAACAGCAGCAGCAGCGGCUUGUGAACUUCGUGCUGCAGGUUGUUGGAGGCUGCGGAGAGCUGCUGCUGCCCGAGCUGCUGCUGCACCCCUUGCUGCUGCUGCAGGCCCGCCUGGCUGACCUGAAGGACCUCAGGGCAGCAGCAGCAGCAGCUGCUGCUGCUGACAUGGAUCCAGAAGAAGAGGCACUAUAUGGAGUCGCAGACAGCACUGAAUCUGCCUCAGCAGCAGCAGCAGCAGCUGCUGCUGCUGCUCCGAGUGCAGCAGAAAUGAAGAGACUGUCGGAGCUGCAGCAGCAGCGCGAGUUGGCUGCAGAUCCACUUGUGGCGUUUCUGGGGAGCUUCUGUUUUGGCUGCCUGCCGAGCAGCACAGCAGCAGCAGCAGCAGCAGCAGCAACUUGCUGCGCCAUCAUCAGGGGCUGCGUUUUGGAGGAGGCGCUGCAGCUGAAGAGCAGCAGCUGCAGCCUGCUGGACAAACUUGAGCGGGAGCACCAGCACCUGCAGCAGCAGGAACAGCAGCAGCAGCAGCAGGAACAGCAGCAGCAGCAGCAGGAACAGCAGCAGCAGCAGCAGCAGCAAGAGCAGCAGCAGCAAGAGCAGCAGCAGCAGCAGCAGGGAAGGCGCCGCAGAGUGCUCGAGAGGUUUUUGCGUUUCAUUCUCAUUCCUUUGCUGCGAGCUUCCCGCUUGGGCCAGCGCCUGCUGGGGGUGGAGUUGCUGCUGCAGCUGCUGCAUGCAUCUGCUGCUGCCAGCAGCAGCAGCAGCAGCAGCAGCAGCAGCAGGCUUGACAAAGGGAACGACGAUAAUGCUGCUGAAAGAGGCGCUCUGCUGCUGGAGCCUUUGCUCGAGGACAAGAGAGAGAGCGGAGGCGUGCUGCUGCUGCUGCAGCUGCUGCUGCCGUUUGCUGCUGCACUUGAAGACAGGCAGCCUUUGCUUCGUGCCAGGGCCAUUGAGGCGCUGCCUUCUGUUUGCGGCGUCUUGCUGCGUGCUGCAGCAGCUACGCAGGCAGCAGCAGCAGCAGCAGCAGCAGGAUCGGCGGCAGCAGAAGCCCGGACACUGCAGCACCGGAAGGCGCAGCAGCAGCAGCUGCUGCUGCUGCUGCUGCGGCCCUCUUUGUUAGAAGGGCUCACCGGCAGCUGCUUGGAACACAGCAAAACUGUUGUGCGGAGAGGCGCUUUGCUGGCGCUGCAGCAGCUGCUGCCGCUGCUGCUGCAGCAUUUGCUGCUGCUGCAGCAGCUGCCGGUGCACCCGGGGCCUCUUCCCGCUCUCUGUGGAGAGUCUCCUGAGGAGGAGAGCGAGGACGAGGCAGCAGCAGCAGCAGCAGCAGCAACUGCAGCAGCAGCAGCAGCAGAAAAAUCCAUUGCUGCUGCUGCAGGCCAUGAAGGCUGGGGACUCUUUUUGCUGCUGAACUGGAGAAAGGCAGCAGAGAGGUGUAAAGACAGCUCAGUGCUGGUGAGGAGGCAGGCGAUCAGCGCGCUGCACACAUUUGCUGCUACCGCAGUACAUAAGCUGCAGCAGCAGCAGCAGCAGCAGCAGCAGCAGCAGCAGCAGCAACUGCAGCAGCGGCAGCAGCAACUGCCGCAGGCGGAUGACGUGCUGCUGCUGCGCAGGGACCAGCAGCAACCUGAGCAGCACGAGGGCCAGCAACAGCAGCACCAAGAGCUGCAGCUGCUGCCGGCAGUGCAGCAAACAGAUGGUGCUGCUGCAGCUGCAGAAGAAGCCACCGCUGCUGCUGCUGCACUAGUCCGCAGCAUCUGCAGCACGUGGAGGGACUUCGUUUUGCGUGCAGCAACAGCAGCAGACGAGGAGCCAAUGGUGAGAGAAAAGGCUUCUGAACUGGCGCAGAAGCUGCUGCAGUGCGACAGCAGCAGCAGCAGUAGCAGCGCAGCAGCAGCAGCAGCGGAAGCAGCAGCAGACUUGGUCAUUAGCGGCGCAACUGACGAGCACUUUGAAAGCUUGAGGCGCUUCUUCGCAGGCUGCUGCAGCAAGCGAAAUGGAAUGGCAGCAGAACGGCUCAGGGAAUGCGUCCGCAGCGUAGCAGCGCCAGGGGUUGCAGUGAGGAGGCUGCUGGAGUUGCAGGGCUUCUUUGACUGGGCAAAUCAAACUGCAGCAGCGGCGAAUGAGCCUUCAAGCAGCCGCAGCAGCAGCAGCAGCAGCAGCAGCAGCAGCAGAAUGUGUGGGGCCUCUGAAAGCCAGACAGCGGAGGCUGCGGAGGCGGCCGUUGCGGCGUGGCGUAAAGUUGCUGCAGAUGUGCAGCAGCAGCAGGAGCAGCAGCAGCAGCAGGAGCAGCAGCAGCAGCAGGAGCACGAAAGCCGGCUGGACUCCCAACUGCAGCAAAUGCAAGGCCAGCAACAGCGAGAGCCGCAGCAAGAGCAGCAGCAAGGACAGCAGCUGCAGCAAGAGCAGCAGCAGCAGAAGCAGCAAGAGCAAAAGGACCAGCUAUUCGGCACAAAGUCAAUGUUGCUGCUUGAACUGGUUGAAUCUGCUGCUGGCUCUGCGUCGGAUGAUUCUCGUGCUGCUGCUGCUGCAGAGGUGUUGCUGCUGCUGCAGCAGCAGCUGCUGCCGGUUGACUUUGUUGCUCCCGCUGUACGUACUCUGCUGGCGCUCUCAAAAGGGCUCGUGUAUCUGCCGGAGACCUCAACAUUUGCUGCUCCUCCGACACAGCAGCAGCAGCAGCAGCAGCAGCAGCAGCAGCAGCAGCAGCAGCAGCAGCAACCGGGGGGCAGCUGGACACAAGCGCUGCUGCAGUGCACGCGAGAAGGCCUGCAGCGGGAGCUGAAGAAGAUGAUAUGUCGGGCUGGAGCGUCUCUGCAGCUACGUGCAGCAGCAGCAGCAGCAACACCAAGAGCAGCAGCAGCAGCAGCAGCAGCAGCAAACGGCACUUUAGUAGCAGUAUAUGCCCCGGCAGCAGCCGCACAAGAACCAGCAAAGCUCCUUGAUGAUGACGAGCGCUUUUGCAGGUGCGAGCUGCUGCUGCUGCUGCUGCUGCAUUAG
Molecule: messenger RNA, 4902 nt
Organism: Eimeria necatrix
Lineage: Eukaryota; Apicomplexa; Conoidasida; Eucoccidiorida; Eimeriidae
Exons: 5
Coding region: 1-4902 (1633 amino acids)
Source: RefSeq, a predicted model, not a curated record